AGACAUCCCAACAGGGGCUCAUAGUAGAGUGCAGCUGCUGACCCAAAACUUAAGAUUUAAGGAGAGCUGGUGUGUCGGCGUCACACUGCUUUGGACAGCAUGAAGGCUUUCUUAUUCACCUGUAUACUGGUGCCGUGGCUGGUGGCAGCCUCGGCCAGGAAGUUUGACCAGGACUCACAGUUGAUACUGGGAUCUCUACCUGUCAGGGAGCUGAAUGGAUACGUGCGUGACCACAGUGACAUUUUGAAAUCAAGGAGGGCUAGGAGGGCGCUGCCUCUUGCUGAUGAACCUGAUGACAGCCCAAUCCCAGAAGGAGAUGUCUCUGACCUGCCCACCUGCCUACUGUGUGUGUGUCUGACUGGUUCAGUAUACUGUGAGGAGGUCAGUCCAGACAUGACCAGUGUUCCCACCCUGCCUAAAGAGACAGCCUACCUGUAUGCCCGUUUCAACAAGAUCAAAAAGAUCAGCACUAAAGACUUUGCUGAAAUUGUGACCCUGAAGAGGAUUGACCUGACGGGAAACCUGAUCUCAGAGAUUGAAGACGGGGCAUUCUCUAAGCUAACCCUUCUGGAGGAAUUAUCUCUGGCUGAGAACAAACUGGUCAAACUUCCUAUGCUCCCUGCCAAACUCACAUCCUUCAACGCAAACUACAACCUCCUCAAAACCAAGGGCGUCAAAGCCAAUGCUUUCAAGAAAAUGACCAAGCUGGUCAACCUGUUCCUGGCAAAUAACCAGCUGGAAGCUGUUCCACACAUCCCAGACAGUGUUAGGAUCUUACAUCUUCAGAACAACAACAUCACUGAGGUCAACAUCAACACCUUCUGCAGGUCCAAUGAUACCUACUACCUACGCCCGAGCCUCAGUGAGGUCCGUAUGGACGGCAACCCUGUGGUGCUGUCUAAGUACCCCGACAGCUUUACCUGUAUGAAGGUACUACCUGUCGGACGGUAUCGCUGAGGAGGCACAAACUUUACUGUAGCCCCUUUGUUGCUGAUGGAGAAGUUCUUUCACAACAGAGUGCUGGGCAAUACCAUGACAUUAUAGAUUUUGAGGUGCUGGUCCCAUGGUGGGGAUAACAAUGUCAAUGUUUUUACUUACCUAACCUACAAACAGCUUGUGACAUUGUCAGGUCAAAAUGACACCAUUCACUGGACUGAAAGUGUAGAAUUGAAGGAGUUUCUCUACUCUGGCCUUCUUCUGUUGUACUGACUCGUAGGGAGUACCAGACAUUUAAAUAGCAGCAGAAAGAUGCACAUGAGAGUUGUUGUUGUUGAGUCAUAGUCACAUGAAUUGGUGCAAAUCUACCUGAGAAGUAGUAUGACCUCAAUAUGCGUCUAAAAUCAGUGCUUCUUCUUGUUAUGAAUAUCCUAACUGAAAAGCCUGCAGUCAUUGCCGCCUUGUAGCUGCAUCACAUUACCUCCCUCAUGUCUCUCCAACAACUCUGUCUUUUGAAUCAUGUGUUAUACUCAGAUGUUCCCAAGAAAAAUGAUGGAAGAGCUUGACAAAGAAGUUCAAACCCCACCUACUUUCACACGUAGGCAGGGUUCGUAAGAUUUCUGUUUCAGACAACAACAACUGUCCAAAGCUUUUGACAUACACUUUGUUUGAAGCACACUGAAGCAUUGACAAUGGGACUGUAAGUGACAAAUAAAUUUAGGCCACCUGUUCAAAAGACACCAUAGCCUUCUUAAUGUCCUUACAUAAUGCCAGUAUAACUGAUGCAAUGCCUUGAAUGAGUGGAGAAGCUUCAAACACAUCUAUGACAGUCCAAUUUAUUGUUUCAUUUUGAUCUGAUACUAUACCUUGAUGAAUGACGCUACACAAGCUGCUUGUGACAUUGAACCAACACACAUGCAGUCACAAGCCAACAGGCUUGUUUCUAACUUCCUGUACCUAUUAGUUUAAAACACAACAGGAAAAUUUUUUCACACACACUGAAGUGAAUUCAAGCAUUUUCUUGCUACAACUAUAAAUACUAAAGAAAAAAGAUAAUCUAAAACUUGUAUUAGUGUAAAAUCUCUAAUUUUGAGGUUUUACAUGAAAUUAACAACAAAAUGUUUUAGAAUAUGACAUCAAGUAAAAUGUCUAACAGGUGCUUUUAAAAUGACCCACAUGUUUCUCUUGCCUUGCUAAGCCAGAUCACAGUUUUUAUCAUGCACAUUAUGGGUCAUCUGGAAUUUCAUUUGAACAAAAGUGCGGUUAUUGAUUAUGUGUAUUAAUGCUUUUGCAUGCUUCAUUUAAAAUUUCCACACUAAAAUUGUAGACAAAGUUAGUUUGUGAGAUUUUGGCUGGCUUUGAGACUAACACGUUGCAAAAAUAAUAAAAGUUUUAAAAACAGAAGUUGACAUACUGUCACCACUGAAAUUAAAUGUUAGUUUAAGAAACAGACCAUGAUUAUAGAUGUUUUUGGGUAAAGCACAUUCCAAUCUGUAUUUUUUGUAGUUAAUAAUUUAGUCUUGAUGAGAAUAGGAGGGACAGUGUCUUACAAGCAAGAUUAUUACAUGACAAAAAACAGAAAAAGGAAAAUAGCCUGUGAGCAUUGUUAAAAUUUCUCAUUAAAUUAAUUGUCUGUUCCUUUGAGAUGUCUUGCUUGUCAGACUAUUGAUCCCAGCUGACACAGACAGCUGAUAAACAUUAGAUUGUCCUGGUGUGCCAGCAGGAAUAGUCUGUAAAUGACUCACUGAGUGUUCGCUCAGAAAAAUAAACAACACUGUGGGAUUUUCAUCUGCCAUUGUGUGAAGUGAUUUAAUUUUUAUCACUGCAUUAAAAUGCCUCUACAUAAGUCUAUGGCCAGACUUGUCCAAAUGCAGGCUUUCUUAAGCAUUUUGUGACUUAGCUUUACUUUGUUUUUUUUAAUUUAUAGACUCCAGUUGAAGUGAACUGGGGAGAGAUGUAUCUAUGAACUAUAGUAAUGUGAAAGUUACUCCUUUUUAUUUUGUCUGCUUUUAAAAUGUCUUGCUUGUGUCCCUAACUCUUCGCUUCCAGUAAUAAAAAAUACUUUAGAAAUGAUUACUGAUGUGAAUAAGACAGUGGUGUACAGGAAGAUGUGUAUGUGACAUGAUAUUGUAAUAAAGUUAAACUUUUUUAAUUAAAAAUGUGUUUG
Molecule: messenger RNA, 3103 nt
Organism: Micropterus salmoides (largemouth bass)
Lineage: Eukaryota; Metazoa; Chordata; Actinopteri; Centrarchiformes; Centrarchidae
Gene: ogna
Product: osteoglycin, paralog a
Exons: 6
Coding region: 100-957 (285 amino acids)
Molecular function (GO): protein binding
Source: RefSeq, a predicted model, not a curated record